Messenger RNA from Colias croceus (clouded yellow), 1530 nucleotides. RefSeq names its product translocating chain-associated membrane protein 1 (gene TRAM). Gene Ontology annotation, biological process: protein insertion into ER membrane; SRP-dependent cotranslational protein targeting to membrane, translocation. Bases 132 to 1259 code for a protein of 375 amino acids. Gene Ontology annotation, cellular component: endoplasmic reticulum membrane. Lineage: Eukaryota; Metazoa; Arthropoda; Insecta; Lepidoptera; Pieridae. The record is from RefSeq and is a predicted model, not a curated record. The transcript is spliced from 9 exons.
UGUCAAUGACGUUUGACCGCGUAGCCAAGUGAAAGUGUCACGUCAGUCGAAACUGGGAUAUCUGUCAGAAUUUGGAAACAAUUUUGGUGCCGUGUAUUUUGUGUUAAUUGUCUCAGGUUACCACCGGGAAGAUGGUUAAGCCUGCAAUUGGAAGAAAAACUAACAAAAACCCACCUAUUUUCAGUCACGAAUUUGUGAUACAGAACCAUGCCGAUAUUGUAUCAUGUGUUGUUAUGGUGUUCUUGCUCGGUCUUAUGGUACAGUCCACAAGUUCAAUAGCCAGUUUAUUCAUCAGCUUGCAUCACAAUGUCAGUGGAAUUGAACCAUCAAGGGAUUUGCCAAAAGGAGAAGCCUUCUUCUAUGAAGCAGGCUGGAAAGAUGCCUGUGCCGUAUUCUUCUACUCGCUUGUGUGCAUUGUUAUGCAUGCAAUCAUUCAGGAAUAUAUUUUAGAUAAAUUAUCGAAAAAGUUCCAUUUAUCCAAGUCCAGACUGAGUGCGCUCAAUGAGUCUGGCCAAUUGGUUGUGUUCCAACUGAUGACUUUCAUCUGGGGAGGUGAUGCUAUCUUCCGUGAAGGCUUCUUGUUCAACAUUCCUCAAUUAUGGGAUGGUUACCCAAACCACCCAAUGACAUUCCUGCUGAAACUUUGGUGGGUGGUUCAAGCCGCUUACUGGAUCCACACAAUCCCUGAACUGUACUUCCAAAGGGUGAAGAAAGAUGAGUGGGCUGGACGCAUCCGUCAAGCUGUUGUUGCUUUCACAUUUGUCUCCUUGGCAUAUGCUUUCAAGUUCCAACGUGUGGGUGUAGCUCUCAUUGUAUUGCACUCUCUUGCCGAGUUUGUUGCACACAGCUACCGCCUCAACACCAUCCUUCGUGGUGAAAAGGAGGACUUCCUGGACAAAUUCUUGAGCGUAGUGAACGGCGCGGUGUUCGUCGCCGUGCGUCUCUGUUCACUCGUGCUGGGCGUGCUCACGUUCUACUACGGGCUCGCUGGCGCCGCGCCGCUGCUCGUGCGGGUUGGUGCUCUCUCGCUGCUCGUCUCCUUCCAGGUGUACCUGAUGUUCAACUUCAUUACUGAAACAAUGAAGCAACGCCAGGAGGCGCGCCAACUUGCCCUCAGCAAACCCAAGAAGGAAAGGAAAGAGAGGCCCAAGAAAGAAAAAGUUAAGAAAGUCCACAACGAAGAAUCUGACCUCCCCGAAGUAGAUCAGAACACGAACAAGACUCUUCGGCAGCGACAGACCACCGCGGCCAAGAAGUAAACCCACACACAAACAUCGUUGUUGUGAACAUACAACAAAAUCAUCUGAACAUUAUGUACUUUUAUAACGAAACAUGUUGACUUAAAAGAAAUUUUAUUUAUAUUUGUUCCUAUUGGUGUUGAAUUUGACGUUUGUUUUACGCGGGAGCAAUCGCGCAUACGAUAAUUUAAGACUAGGUAUGAUAAAUAAAAUGCACAAAAUAUAUUACGUAACCUUAUUUAUUACGAAUUGUUUUUUGAAAACAUUGACGACAAUAAAGCUUUUUAACAUA